Messenger RNA from Python bivittatus (Burmese python), 2786 nucleotides. The record is from RefSeq and is a predicted model, not a curated record. Lineage: Eukaryota; Metazoa; Chordata; Lepidosauria; Squamata; Pythonidae.
AUGCUGGACCUGGUUGUUCUGGAGCACCUCCUGGCCCUUCUGACCCUGCAGAUGCAGAGCUGGGUGCGGGAAUGUGGAGCAGAGACCAGCUCCCAGGCCAUGGCCCUGGCGGAAGGCUUCCUCCUGAGCCAGGCAGAGGAGCAGAAGGAGCAGGUCGAGUUGCAGGAAGCAUUGGAGACACUGAUAGGUGGGGUUUCUGAAGCCCAUCUUCCAGUUCCUUCGCUCAAGAAGAAAGCGCUGCAUUGGGAAGUCAUGCUGGAAAAUUAUCGCAACGUGGUCUCUCUGGGUGGUCAUCGCUGUGAGAAUAAAGAUCCCAGAGAAAAAUUCAAAAUGAUCAGGAAUGGAGGCGGAAUGGACAAGGAACUGGAGAUGCAACUAGAAAGGCAUGAGGGAAACCAGUCAAAUAGUUGGAAUCAGGAAAUCUCAUCUUCCAUGGAUGAUGACACGCGAGGCUUUCUUGACCAACAAGGAAAAAUAAAGGAAACGUAUAUGGGAAAAAGUAUAAGACUAUUAAAAGGCAAAUUAGUGGGAAAUGAACACUCUCCAACUCAAACCAAAGGAGAAGAUUAUAUCUGCAGAGGCAAUGGAAAAAAACCCAAUUGGACUUUCACCGUUUCCUGUGAAAAUGGGUUCCUUAUGUCUCAUAACACGAUCCACACAGAGGAGAAGCCAUAUGAGUGCAUGGAGUGUGGAAAGAGCUUUCAUACUAAGAUACAACUUACUUCCCAUAACAGGGUCCACACAGGGGAAAAACCAUAUAAGUGCAUGGAGUGUGGAAAGGUCUUUGCUCAGAAGUCUAAUCUGAAUUCCCAUAAAAGGAUCCACACAGGGGAGAAACCAUAUAAAUGCAUGGAGUGUGGAAAGAACUUUACUACUAGCAGUUAUCUUACUUACCAUAAUAGGAUGCACACAGGGGAGAAGCCAUAUAAAUGCAUGGAGUGUGGAAAGAGCUUCCCUCAAAAUAUAUCCCUUGUCAGACAUAAAAAUAUGCACACAGGAGAGAAACCAUAUAAAUGCCUGGAGUGUGGAAAGAGCUUUACUUAUAUCAGUCAACUUACUUCCCAUAAAUGGAUCCACACAGGGGAGAAGCCAUAUAAAUGCACUGAGUGUGGAAAGAGCUUUACUCGGAAGGGUCAUCUGAAAUCACAUAACAGGAUCCACACAGGAGAGAAACCAUAUAAAUGUAUGGAGUGUGGAAAGAACUUUACUCAUAGCAAUCAACUUACCUCCCAUAAAUGGAUCCACACAGGGGAGAAGCCAUAUAAAUGCACUGAGUGUGGAAAGAGCUUUACUCGGAAGGGUCAUCUGAAAUCACAUAACAGGAUCCACACAGGAGAGAAACCAUAUAAAUGUAUGGAGUGUGGAAAGAACUUUACUCAUAGCAAUCAACUUACCUCCCAUAAAUGGAUCCACACAGGGGAGAAGCCAUAUAAAUGCCUGGAGUGUGGAAAGAGUUUUACUUCUAGGGGUGAUCUUACUUCCCAUAAAAGGGUCCACACAGGGGAGAAACCAUAUAAAUGCACUGAGUGUGGAAAGAGCUUUACUCAGAAGGUUUAUCUGAAUUCCCAUAACAGGAUCCACACAGGAGAGAAACCAUAUAAAUGCAGGGAGUGUGGAAAGAAGUUUAGUAAUAGCAGUCAACUUACCUCCCAUAAAUGGAUCCACACAGGGGAGAAGCCAUAUAAAUGCAUGAAGUGUGGAAAGAAUUUUACUACUAGCAGUUAUCUUACUUACCAUAAUAGGAUGCACACAGGGGAGAAGCCAUAUAAAUGCACUGAGUGUGGAAAGAGCUUUAUUCAGAAGAGUCAACUGAAUUCCCAUAAAGCGAUCCACGCAGUGGAGAAACCAUAUGAGUGCAUGGAGUGUGGAAAGACUUUUACCCAAAAGAGUAAACUUACUUCCCAUAAAAGAAUCCACACAGGGGAGAAGCCAUAUAAAUGCUUGGAGUGUGCAACGAGCUUUCGUGCUAGGAGCAUACUUACUUCCCAUAAAAGAAUCCACACAGGGGAGAAACCGUAUAAAUGCAUGGAGUGUGGAAAGAGCUUUACUCAGAAGGGUCAUCUGAUUUCCCAUAAAUGGAGCCACACAGGGGAGAAACCGUAUAAAUGCAUGGAGUGCGGAAAGAGCUUUACUCAGAAGGGUCAUCUGAUUUCCCAUAAAUGGAGCCACACAGGGGAGAAACCGUAUAAAUGCAUGGAGUGCGGAAAGAGCUUUACUCAGAAGGGUCAUCUGAUUUCCCAUAAAUGGAGCCACACAGGGGAGAAACCGUAUAAAUGCAUGGAGUGUGGAAAGACUUUUACUCAAAAGAGUGUACUUACUUCCCAUAAAAGAAUCCACACAGGGGAGAAACCAUAUAAAUGCAUGGAGUGUGGAAAGAGCUUUACUCAGAAGAGUCAACUUACCUCCCAUAAAUGGAUCCACACAGGGGAGAAACCAUAUACAUGCAUGGAGUGUGGAAAGGGCUUCACUCAUCGUUAUUCCCUUACUUACCAUAAACGGAUCCACACAGGGGAGAAACCAUAUAAAUGCAUGGAAUGUGGAAAGACUUUUACUCAAAACAGUGUACUUACUUCCCAUAAAAGAAUCCACACAGGGGAGAAACCAUAUAAAUGCAUGGAGUGUGGAAAGACUUUCGUACAGAAGAAUAAACUUACUUCCCAUAAAAGAAUCCACACAGGGGAGAAACCAUAUGAAUGCAUGGAGUGUGGAAAGACUUUUACCCAAAAGAAUAAACUUACUUCCCAUAAAAGAAUCCACACAGGGGAGAAACCAUAUAAAUGCAUGGA